AUGGUAACGGUACCCUUAAUCAUCAACGGCAAGGAAGAAGUCCCCUCAUUUACCUUUGACGUGGUCAGCCCCUAUACGAAUCAAACGUGCUGGUCCGCUGCCGCAGCCACCCCGCACGAUGCCCUUUACGCCGUCGAAGCCGCCGAUGCUGCCUUUCUCGCGUGGUCGCAGACAAACCCUAUAGUGAGACGAGAUCUCCUACUCAAGGCUGCGGAACUACUGGAGCAGCGCCUUGAGCAGAAUGCCGAGUACAUGCGCAUCGAGAUGGGCGCAGAUGUAGGUGCUUCGCAAGGAUUCGUUGUGCCGCUGGCUAUUCGCAUGCUGCGCGAGGUCGCUGGCCGCGUCACCUCGAUUUGUGGAAGGGUCCCUGUAGUAGAAGCCGAAGGUCAGAGUGCAAUGGUCUUCAAGGAGCCGAUGGGUGUUAUUCUCGGUAUUGUGCCGUGGAACGCGCCCUACGUCUUCGGUAUCCGAUCCGCUGCUUGUGCUCUCGCCGCCGGUAAUACUACCAUCUUGAAAUCCUCUGAGUUGACCCCGCGCUGUUACUGGGCCAUUGGCCGUGCCUUUGAAGACGCCGGUCUGCCCGCAGGCUGCAUCAACAUCUUGCACUGUCGCCCACAAGACGCCGCCGAGGUGGUGAACACCAUGAUCGAACACCCUGCCGUCCGCAAGAUAAAUUUCACCGGCAGUACGGCGGUAGGCCGUAAGAUUGCGAGGUCGUGCGGGCAAAACCUGAAGCCAUGUCUGAUGGAGCUAGGCGGGAAGAACAGUUCCAUCGUGUGUGCUGACGCGGACAUGACGAUCGCCGUGCAGGGCGUGCUUGCUGGUGCAUUUUUGAACUCCGGCCAGAUCUGCAUGGCAACCGACCGCAUCCUCGUUCACUCCUCCAUCGCACUAGCCUUCACCGAAGCCCUGAAAGCCUCCCUCGCCGGCGCAGACCCCUCCGCCCUACCCCCGACUCUCGUAAACACUGCCUCUAAGAACCGCGUCGAAGCACUAGUCUCGAGCGCCGCAGCCUCAGGCGCACAUUUCAUCUCCGGCUCCGCAGAAACAAAGAUCCCCACCGAUGCAGGCGUGCGCCUAGCCCCAGCUAUUCUGGGCGGCGUGAAAGAAGACAUGGCCGUGUGGCAAGAAGAAGCCUUCGCCUCGGUAGCCGCGUGCAUGGCAUUCGAAACCGAGGACGAGGCGAUCCACCUGGCGAAUAGCAGCGGAUACGGACUAUCGGCGUCAGUGUUUACAGAAGAUCUGCGGAGGGGAUUGGCGAUGGCCAAGAAGAUCCAGUCUGGUAUGACUAUUCAUGAUGAGCCUGUUCUUCCUCAUGGUGGGGUGAAGAAUAGUGGUUGGGGGAGAUUUAAUGCAGAGGAGGGGUUGAAUGAGUUUUUAUCGACUAAGAGUGUGACUUGGAUGGACUAG
This is a messenger RNA of Penicillium lagena, 1410 nucleotides long. Its product is annotated as aldehyde dehydrogenase. NCBI's taxonomy places the organism in Eukaryota, Fungi, Ascomycota, Eurotiomycetes, Eurotiales, Aspergillaceae. The transcript has 4 exons. The record is from RefSeq and is a predicted model, not a curated record. Gene Ontology annotation, molecular function: succinate-semialdehyde dehydrogenase (NAD+) activity. Bases 1 to 1410 code for a protein of 469 amino acids.